Molecule: messenger RNA, 1254 nt
Organism: Alternaria postmessia
Lineage: Eukaryota; Fungi; Ascomycota; Dothideomycetes; Pleosporales; Pleosporaceae
Exons: 1
Coding region: 1-1254 (417 amino acids)
Biological process (GO): protein phosphorylation
Molecular function (GO): protein kinase activity
Source: RefSeq, a predicted model, not a curated record
AUGUCGGCAGGCUCUUCUCAUGGUACGGCGCCAUCAGCAGGCACUCCAAGGUCACUCGACAUCCUUCUCAGGGACUUGGAAAAGCGAUUUGGAAGAAGCGCCGAUGGAGAGUAUGCGAAGAACUUCAAGAACCGAAGUUAUGCCACCAGCCUCGAUGACCUCGAUAGCAACGACGACGGUAAGCCUGCGCUACCUUACGUAGUAGGCGCUACAUUUGUUGCUCGCCGUCAUGAACCACCUGCGCCUUUCGGUUUUGGCUACGAUACUCCUUGGCCGCCUUACAAGACAAACGAUUUCCGACUACCGCAGAUCGACUACUGUCUGAUUCGACAGCCACUCGAAGGUCGUACACUUGAUGAGUCUCGCGUACUCACGAUUACGGGCACGAUACGUACUGGGUGUUCCUUCGGGGCUCAGGUCGUUGUCGUCAACGGAAAUAUAGUGGCGAAGAUAUACGACCCGCUAUACGACGCUGGAGGUGAUUGCUAUGACAACAAGCGCGACGUCGUUUGGCUAGCCGACGGAGACUAUUCACGGGAAACUGCCGCAUACGAGGAAUUGCUAGCAAGCUCCGAUACAUUGAGUCUGGUUCCGGAGUACUACGGGAGCUGGACAAUUGAAGUACCUACGAAAGUGGGCGAUCAGACAUUCACACGACAUGUCCGCCUCAUACUAGUGCAGCAUAUCAAGGGAACCGUCAUGAGUACUGUCCAGCCUCAGUUGCUCUCUCGACAAACACGUUCGGCGAUAAUGAAGAAAAUCUUAGAAGCUGAAUCUCUCAUCUUCAACGCUGGUGUCCUGCACCGCGACAUAUCGCCCCGCAAUAUUAUGCUCGUCCCCCUAGCAUCAAACGUCUCGUUAGACGAUCCACAUCUCCGAGUCGUCAUUAUCGACUUUAACGUUUCUAAUGUCAUCCGCCUUAGCAACGCUUCCUGCCACGCUUCGGACGAUCCCAGCCCUGUAUCACUACAAAGAAAAUGGCCAGGUAAAUUCCUUGGUCCAGUAACGAGGUUUUGGAAUACGAUGGAGGAGUUUGAAGCUCGAGAUUGGGUGAACGAUGAAGAUGGGAAGGCGAACGAGUGGUUAUGGGAAUGCUUCGGGCAGAGGGAGGAGUAUGUACCGCUUGUCAGAGACAGAGAAGAGAGUGAACUGUGUCCAAGGAUUGCUUGGCGCAGUGAGCUUGAGGAUGACGAGAACGACGAAGAUGAAACUGUUGCAGGUACGGUGAGGAAAUUUAGCUUAUAUACUUACUAA